GGGCAGCCGCGCCCACUUCCUCCGCCACUCCGCACCCGCCGGCGGAGCACCCGGGGUGGCAGCGCUGCGCGCCCAGACCUACCCGGCUGCGGCGAGGCGGCCCUCGGCGCGCUCCGGUCCCACCGCGCGCUUUGCGACCCGGCUGCGGAGCGUUCGGCUGCCCACAUGGACUCGACGCUGAAACGGAACCGCUCGGAGGAGCCGGCGGAGCUCCCGCCGCCCGCCCGGGAGGCGGAGGAGAAAGAGGAGGAGGAAGAAAGGAUGGAGCAGGGCCUGGAGGAGGAGGAAGAGGUGGACCCCCGGAUCCAGGGAGAACUGGAGAAGUUAAAUCAAUCCACGGAUGAUAUCAACAGACGGGAGACUGAACUUGAGGAUGCACGCCAGAAAUUCCGAUCCGUCCUGGUUGAGGCGACGGUGAAACUAGACGAACUGGCAAAGAAAAUCGGCAAAGCUGUGGAGGACUCGAAGCCCUACUGGGAGGCCCGCAGGGUGGCAAGGCAGGCUCAGCUGGAAGCGCAGAAAGCCACACAGGACUUCCAGAGGGCCACCGAGGUGCUCCGUGCAGCCAAGGAAACCAUCUCCCUGGCUGAGCAGCGCCUGCUGGAGGAUGACAAGCGGCAGUUUGACUCUGCUUGGCAGGAAAUGCUGAAUCACGCUACUCAGAGGGUUAUGGAGGCCGAGCAGACCAAGACAAGGAGUGAGCUAGUGCACAAGGAGACAGCAGCCAGGUACAACGCCGCCAUGGGCCGCAUGCGACAGCUGGAGAAGAAACUCAAGCGAGCCAUCAACAAGUCCAAGCCUUAUUUUGAGCUAAAGGCAAAGUACUAUGUGCAGCUUGAGCAACUGAAGAAGACAGUGGAUGACCUUCAGGCCAAGCUGGCCCUGGCAAAAGGCGAGUAUAAGGCAGCCCUGAAGAGCCUGGAGAGGAUUUCAGAUGAGAUACAUGAGCGGCGGCGUUCCAAUGCCAUGGGGCCUCGGGGCUGCGGUGUGGGGGCAGAGGGCAGCAUCACCUCAGUGGAGAACCUGCCUGCAAGCAAAGCUGAGCCUGAUGCCAUUUCUGUGGCUUCAGAGGCCUUUGAAGAUGACAACUGCAGCAACUUGGUGUCUGAAGAUGACUCGGAAACCCAGUCUGUGUCCAGCUUUAGUUCAGGACCGACAAGUCCAUCUGAAAUGCCUGACCAGUUCCCUGCGGUGGCAAGGCCCGGUAGCCUGGAUCUGCCCAGCCCUGUGUCCCUGUCAGAAUUCGGGAUGAUCUUCCCAAUACUGGGUCCUCGAAGUGAAUGCAGUGGGGCCUCCUCCCCUGAAUGUGAGGUGGAACGGGGAGACAGAGCAGAAGGGGCCGAGAAUAAACUGAGUGACAAGGCCAACAACAACCGUGUUCUCAGCAGCACCAGCAGUGGUGGUGGCGGUGGCGGUGGCGGUGGCAGCGGCGGCGGCAGGAGCAGGAGCCAAAGCAGCACGUCCCUUGAGGGCCAGGCCCUGGAAACCCGGAUGAAGCAGCUCUCCCUACAGUGCUCAAAAGGAAGAGAUGGAAUUAUUGCUGACAUAAAAACGAUGCAGAUUGGCUGAUCCACCCAUGGGAUGUGCAGAUCAUAUUUAUACAUGAAAUUCAAGAACAUUGUGCCAAUAAUCAUUUAACAUAAGCCAAAUAGUAUCCAUUUACUCUAAACUGCACUAACCAAGUUUCAGUGACCUUGAGGGUGAAACGUUUGCCCUCUGGUAAGAGCUCUUGGGCUGGUGUGUUUUUUCAGAGCAGAGCCAUUGCAGGUAACCCAUGAUCACGGCCUUUCCAGAGCAUUCCUGCAGUGGCAGUGUGGAAGCAAUAACUAGUUUCUGUGAAAGAGCCUGAGCCAGGAGGAGAGCUGGCCACGUGACCAGACCGCGGCCACCAGCCUGUGUCUCUAGCCCCACUCACCCCAACUUGGGGAAACAUGUUCUCUCCAUUCUAUCACAGGGGCACCAAGAUAAUUUAAAAACUCACACAAACAAAAACUCACGUGUUCAGAACACACUGUUGUGACCUAGUAAAAGUGUAACAACAGUGCCAGGAACACAGUUCAUCAUCCUCACCUCUGGUGCUCAGAGGGGGCUUUAGGAAGCAUGACUUCUGGGAAACCUGUUGACCCAUCUCCUAGGAAAGCUACCAUGAACUGCACUUUUUGGGGAGGGACGGGGAAUGCCAGUGCGGGGACAGGACUGCAGUAGCGGGGACGUAGAUAGCACAGAGGGGGUCUGUGGCUGGGGGCGGCUUGUACCUGGCCGCAGCCUGCCCACCAAGGGGCUUUCUUCUAAGAGAAGUGCAUGUGAGCAGUGGUGGCCAUUGCUCUAUCUAGACUGACAAGGAGUUCAUUUCUCUGUAGACUGUAAUUUCUACAAAACCUGAGCUUAUUCAAGGUUUAUGCUGCACCCAGUAUUCCUUACAGCCGGAGGGAAUGGGCAUGGUGGGUGAGUAGAGGCAGUGGGCCUGUUAUGCUAACGGUAGUGGAUAGACUUAGUGCUUACGGUUAUGCAUAGUUACAGCACUGUAUUUUAUUUGACCUGUUUUACUAAUCUACCAUUUCUGAAAGAAGACAACAACUACCCAUUUCAAACUGUCUAUUUAAGUUUAGCCACAUAUGUACAGCUCUUCACACACUGGUGGUUUCUCCUUUUUUAUUGAUGGACACGGUAUCCUUAUUAUAAGGUUAUUUUGUACUUGUUUUAUUACCUUGAGUGUAAUAAAAGCUGAAAAGAC
Messenger RNA from Apodemus sylvaticus (European woodmouse), 2734 nucleotides. It is a transcript of the gene Sh3bp5, whose product is annotated as SH3 domain binding protein 5. Gene Ontology annotation, molecular function: protein kinase inhibitor activity. NCBI's taxonomy places the organism in Eukaryota, Metazoa, Chordata, Mammalia, Rodentia, Muridae. The transcript has 9 exons. Bases 166 to 1569 code for a protein of 467 amino acids. Gene Ontology annotation, cellular component: cytoplasm. The record is from RefSeq and is a predicted model, not a curated record. Gene Ontology annotation, biological process: negative regulation of protein tyrosine kinase activity; intracellular signal transduction.